GCACCUAGAAGCGCUUGUGAGUGCGGUGAAUAUUUUUGUUCGGAAGGCGAUCUUCUGUGUCGAUGUCGAUGGGAAUUGCAUCUCUACGGCGGCUACCCCUCUUCCGCUCCUUCCGCUGCUCUUCUGCUUCCCUCCCUCUUUUGUACCGUAUGUCCUCUUCUUCCUCCGCCUCGGAUGGCAUUCCGAAACCCUUCGUCUUCGACAACUGGAUCUCGAACAAGCACGAGUACCACGCUCUGUGGUCCCACGUUGUAACGCGUAGCCACCACCUCCAAGGUUGCCGCCUUCCAUUUGUAGGAGGCUUUGGACGGGGUUUCAGUGUAGCAGCCAGAACUCAUUUGCCUGUCAUAACAGAUCCUGACAUAGAAGCUGCAUUCAAGGAUUUAAUGGCAAUGGAUUGGGAUGAGAUCCCAGAUUCUGUUGUCAAUGAAACAAACAAGUCUUUGUCUAAGACUACUGAUGAUACUUCUGGGAAGGAGGCUUUGGCUAACGUGUUUCGUGCAGCUGUAGCUUCAGUGGAGUUUGGUAGUACUUUAGUUUCUCUUAGAAUGGCACUUGAUGAUCUGGCCGGUUUAACUGGGGAGAAUGUUGGACGCUUGCCAGACUAUUUAGAAGAUGCUUUGAGAGCAGCAUAUAGACGUUACACGACCUAUCUUGAUUCCUUUGGUCCAGAUGAAGCCUAUCUACGGAAAAAGGUUGAAACUGAACUUGGAUCAAAGAUGAUACACUUAAAGAUGAGGUGCAGCGGCAUUGGUUCUGAGUGGGGAAAGGUCACUCUUCUUGGCACCUCUGGAAUUUCUGGUUCUUAUGUUGAACAAAGAGCUUGAAGAAAAUGGCAAUUCAGUUGCCUGAAAGAUUUUGCUGUUUCCUAGGGGCUCUCUCUCUCUCUCUCUCUCUUUCGCUCUCUCUCUGAGAGGAGGCACACACAAAUUCCCCUCUUGCAAAUAAAGCAUGGAGAGUGAGUAAUUUGAUAUUUUCUUAUUUUGUCCCUUGUUCUGCAAACUAACACUGAAAUUUUGUAAAAUAAUUUGAUUAUAUCGCUGCACUCUUUAGUUGAGCCUAUAUCUAUCUGUUUCAGGGAUAUUAAUGUUAAGUUAAAUGCAUUAUACUUUACAACGUA
This is a messenger RNA of Dendrobium catenatum, 1120 nucleotides long. RefSeq names its product succinate dehydrogenase subunit 5, mitochondrial. The transcript is spliced from 4 exons. The record is from RefSeq and is a predicted model, not a curated record. NCBI's taxonomy places the organism in Eukaryota, Viridiplantae, Streptophyta, Magnoliopsida, Asparagales, Orchidaceae. Gene Ontology annotation, biological process: tricarboxylic acid cycle. Gene Ontology annotation, cellular component: respiratory chain complex II (succinate dehydrogenase). The coding region runs from base 63 to 827 and encodes 254 amino acids.